AAAAAAAAAAAGUUUAAAAAAAAGAUUUUUUUUUUUUUUUAUUUAAAAUUGUGAAGUGAAGUGUUUUAAUUGGAGUAAUAACAAAUUAUAAACAUAUAUUUAAAAAAAGAGCGUUUUUUCAUGUGGAUUAAGAAAGAAUAAAAAAAAAAAAAAUUGUGGAUUUAAUUCAACCCUAUUUUAACAACCCCCGUUGACAAAGAAAUAACGUUUCUUGAAGAAUUUUACAUCUGUCAGUGAAUUAAUCAUAAUCUGUCAUUUAAGGGAGGAUUUUAUGUGGUUUUUUUUUUUUUGGCUUAUAUUGAGGUCAUGUCAAAUGCUUGACAACUGUCCUUUUUUUAUUUUCUCAUUUGGAUAAUCCUGUUCUCAUUGAAAAUCAAAUUUUCAUUUAAUUAUUAUUAUUAUUUAACGACAAGAAUGAGGUUGGCACGUUUCCAGAUGCCUUCGUCGAGUCGUACAGGAACCAGAAAAGCUCUCACGUGCAACGAUUAAAGUGAAUUUUUCAUCCGCGUCAAGUGGUUGUUAUUCAAUACUGUCAGUUUUUUGGGUCGAUAGGGGAUCGACCUCGUGCCGGUUCGAUAACCGGGACGGGGGUUGUUGGUACAUGAUCCAACUUGUGAGCAACAACAAUUAUUCAGUGCUACAAUAAUUAUUUUAUUUUUUUUUUAAUUAAAAAAAAUUAAUUUAAUUUACAAUUUAUCAAUUUUUAACAAUUUCGUUUGGAUUUUUAAUAGUGGAUUAAUUCAUUACAUUCCGUGACUGUGGAUAAAAAAAAAAAAAAAAAAAAAACAAACGUGUGUGUUAUUUAUUUAGUUAUUAUUUAUUUAUUAUUAUAAUUUUUUUUUUUUUUUUUUAUUUGAAAUAAUUCAGUGAAAGUGCUCAGCUUUAUCGUUAAGUGGUUUAUCAAAUUUAUUAUUUUUUUCAAAUGAAAUAUUUGUGACAACUUGAAUAGUGUUGUUUUUUUUUUUUUAAUUUAAAAGUUUAUUAAUUAAUUUAUAAAUAAUAAUAAUAAAUUGAUUAAUUAAAAUAAAAGGAAAUAAUAAGAAAAAAAUAAUAAUAAAUUAUAUAAUUAAAUUGACCAAAGAGACGAUUGGUCAAGGUGGAUGUGAGAGGUUUUUCAGAAACAGAUACUAGAAGGCCAGCCCGACGCAAUGCGUCGACGCUGCUGACGCAACGCGCCUGGAUGCGUCUCACUCUAAGCACGUUACCACAGCUUGCCGUCUUAGCAAAGAUUUUGUGCCUCCUGAUGGUGGUGAUGUGCGGGGCGGUGCCGGCAAUGGUGCGCUCCGUGAGUCUCUAUUCGACUUGCAGCAGCGGCAACAUAACUGUCAUUGACCGAAAGAUAAUGGCAACUGCCAGCGAAGAUCAGAUUGCACAAUUUCAAAAAUUGACAACACAAUCGGAGGAUUUCAGCAGAAAAAUAUAUAUCUUUGCUGAAAAAUCACAAAAAUAUAUAUGCUUUAACAAACACUGGAAAGCAAUAGCUGUGCCAAAAAAAAAGAGAGAUGCAAUGGGUGGCAAGUGUCAAUUCUACGAAACAUACAACGGUCCAUACCUGAGGUAUCAGAGCGCAGCAGACAGUACAAAAAAUCUUGGUUUCAAUAAACACGGAAGACCAAUAAAAGGUCAAGGAGCACGUCAAGAAUGCUAUAAUUUUAUUAAAUACAAUCCAAGUUUCAGUAUAAAUGAUCACAAUGAUUACAUGACUGGUAAUAAACUAAAUGAUAAUCCAAAAAAAAAUAUAGUACUCAAAAAUUCACAUAAAUCUAAUAAUCAUCAUCAACAACAACCACAAUUAAAAAAUUUAAAAUUACAACAAAAACAACAAUUAAAAGUACAACAAAAAUUUCCUCAUCAUCAAAUAGAUGAACAUAAAUUUAAAAAAAAUUUAUUACAAAAUGAUGAAAUAACAAGAGACACAACAACAACACAUCGUCAUAGGCAUACAAAUCGUUUAAAGGUAAAAGAAGAAUAUUCUGGUCCACGAAGACGCCAAAAUAGGCGUUUACUCGGAAGAAAGUAUUAAAAAAAAAAAUAAAAAAAAAAAGACAAAAAUAACAAAACAAAUUAAUUAAAAAUACCAAUUUUAUAUGUACUACUUCAUUUGAUUUAUUUAUAUAUAUAUGAAUAAUAAAUAAAUAUAUAAAUAUUUAUUUAAAAAAAAAUAAAAUGAAUUUCUUGGCUCGAUGAUUUAGACUGCCUCACAAGUGAAACCUGUGACACUGUAAACCGAGGAAUUGCAUUAUUCUAUAACCCGCGGGAUACGGGACCAUUAAAAACCCCCAUCCCAAUCCAGGAUAGUCAAUAAUAAUAAUAAUAAUAUGCAUAAUUAUAAAUAAAUAAUAAAUUUUUAAGAAUGAAAAUGUACCCCCUGGAGGGGAAAUUUGGUAGAGUCCGUAUCCCACGAAGAGAUCCCUCAAUCCCUUCAUUAAAUAUUGUGCAACGAGUCACGCACAAGCGAUACCUUAAUAGGUGGCCCCACUCAAAAGUUUCGAUUGUCUAUGAUAAUAUAUAAAUGAGCAAAAAAAAUAUAAUAUAUAUGUGAAUGCUUAAUGAUUAAAAUCAAAAAAAAAAUAUUUAAAUCGCCUGCGCAGUACCACCUACUCAGUGUAUCGUAUAUGUAUAUUCAAUGUGACUAAAAAGCUUGUUUGUCUGCACAUGCGCAAUAGAUCAUUGACACGAAAUUAUGAAAAAAUGAAAAAUAAAUAUCACCAUGAAUAUGAUAAAUGAAUUUUAUUUAUUUAAUUUUUAAAUUUUUACAUUGUAAACAUAUAUGCCAUUUUGUUAUAUUGGCUAUUUUUAUUAGCUAUAUUUUUUAACACAAUAAUAUCUCGUGGUGAUAGUGUCAAAAUUCGUUGUCAAAUGAGCGUAAUAAUUAAUAAAUAUAAUUGUCAAACACAUAAAUAAAUAAUAUUGUGCUGAUAGACUGAACAUCAGGUCAAAAUUUUUUAAUUAAAUAAGUAAAGUAAAGAAAGAUUUAAAAUGAAAAAAAAAAAAAAAAAUAAGGAGAAGGACGUAUGAAAAAUAUAUGACAGAAUGAAAAUAUAUGUAUGAAUGAAUAAAUUUUUUUGGAACAAGUGCGAGUGAUUGUAAUAUAUUGAGUGAAAAAUUAAACAAAAAAAAAAAAACAUUAUAUACUUCAACAACAAUACUAACACAACUACUCAUAAAAAUAAAUAAAAAAAAAUAAUAAUAAGAAUAUAAAUAAAAUACUAACAACAAUAAAAAAAAAAAACAGUAAUAAUAAUAAUAAUAAAUAAUAAUAAUAACACAAUAAUGUCACCAUGAAUAAGAAAAAAAAAAAAGAAAGUUACUGUUAGUAAAAUACAAAAAGAAAAAAAACGUAAAAUAAAAAUAAAAAAAAAAAAAAAAAUUAAUAACAAAUUUAAUUAUUAGAACGCUACACAGCAGACUGUAUUACUAGAUUUAGGCACAGUUUAAUGACCCAGUGGCGACUGUGUGAAAAAAAAAUAAAAAAUAAAUAAAAAUAAUUACUAAUAGUUACUUGACUGAAAACAUAAAAUAAUAUACUAUAAAAAAAAAAAUAAAAAUAAUUAACAAAUGAAUUUUUCAAUUAGUUGCAGAAUUGUAUUUUUUUUUUUUUAAUUUUUCUUAAUUUUACAGAGUCGCCACUUAAAGGAGCACCUUCAUGGCUUCUUUAAAAGAAGGAACUAAAAAAAUUUAUUAUUCAAAUUAUAGGUAAUAAAUAAUGUUCCUUAGGUAGCUUAUUUAUUGAAAUCAUAUUUAGAUGUUUAAUAUAAAAUUUAAAAAUGAUAUUAAAUAAUAUAAUAAAAUGAAAAUUAAUUUUAAAAUUGACGGAUCCAUUCUUCCUUCUUUUCAUUGUAUGUAUUAAUAAAUUUAUAAAUACAUGUUGCUCUCUUUGCCUACUUGCUCCUUUUCGAUUAAUUUAUCGAAUGAAAAUUAAAAUUAUAUAUAUACUUCAACAAUAAGUUACUCAUGUCAUUGCUUUUUUUUUUUUUUCUUCUUUUUCUUUUAUCUGAAAAUACUCAAUAAUUCAUUUUUUAUUUUUUUUUUCUUAUUUAGUAUCGUGUGGUCUAUUUUUCAUCGUAACAUGACAAAUAUAUAGAUCAUGAUAUAAAAAAAAAAAUAGUGACUGACCAUUGAAAUAAUUAUACAAAAAAAAAAAAUAAUAAAAACUACACGUUUUAAUUAUUGUAAUAAUAAAUAACGUUUAUUAAAAUAAUAAUAUGGUAUUGUAAUUAAAUUAUGUAAAAAAUAAAACUUAAUUUUUAUUUUUUUGUACUUAUUCAUAUGUAAUUUUUAUUAUUCAUUUGUAUAAAUACCAUGUAAAAAAUAUAAUUGAAAAAAAAUAUUAAAAAAUUUUUACAAAAUAAAACUUAGUAAAUUCAAAUUUUUUUGUAAAAAUUUAUUCAAUCAGUCACUCAAUUUUUCCACUACAAAAAUUACCGUAUCGUUCACAUCAUUUUAUUUGGGAAUUAUUUAAAAUUUAAAAAUUAAAAAAAAAACCAAUGACAAGGGUAUCAAAAUAAAAAAGAAUUGGAGCAAAAAUAAAAGAAUCUGACUAAAUGGAUAAUAAAUAUUCGAAAAAAAACAAUAAAAAGAAAUAAUAAAAAUAUAAUUAUAAACAAAUAUAUAAAAGAUGAUGUGUAUUGUAAGAUAUUUAAUACUGACUUGUUAGGCACACUCAAAUAAUAAUAACGAUAAUAUAAAUAAUAAUAAAUAUAACAAUAAUAAUAAUAUGAAAAAAUGAAUGAUUGUGAAUGAUCUAAAAAAAAAAAAAUAAAUAAUAAACAUUAAAAACAAAAUACAAGAGAAUACAUUGUGGAAUAAAAAAAUAAAUAAAUGUUGAUUGGUAAUUAUAUUUAACAAUAGUAAACGAUAACCAAUAUAAUAAUAAUAAAUAAAUAAUAAUAAUGAUAAUAAUAAUAUUCACGAAUGACAUUACGAGUUGCUUUUUGACAAAAAAAAAACUGCUUCCGUGAAUAGAAUAAUAAAAAUAUAUUUAAAAAAAACAUUAAAAAAUAAAUGUCUAUGUUGCGCUAAAACAUUUUUCGCAUUGUAAUAUAAUAACAUACUCUUGAUAUUUACUAAAUUGAUGUGUUGAUGUUAAAAGGCGUGCUUUAUAUGAAAAAAAUCAAAAAAAAAAUUUUUUUUUAAUUAUUUAAUAAAUUAUUAGGUAUAUAUAAAAAAAAGCUUCAAAAAAUUCCGUCAAAAAACGGCCGGUUACUUAAUUUAUUUCUUUAUUUGUUUAUUUAAAAAUUGAAAAAAUUUAAUUAAUAAUAAAUUAGUUUUUUUUGGGAUAUGUGUUAAAGCAUGACAAGAUAUCGAUUAGCCACGUGGUCAGAGAAGUUGGCUCUAGGAGCAACGAGUGGCCGUUCAAAUCACACCAGAGACUUAUUUUUUUUUUUUUUUUUUUAUAAAACUAGUAUCCAUUCUGCACAUAUCCUUAUUUAAUUUUUUUGAAAAAUGAUCAAAUUUAUAAUCAUUUAUAAAAUCAUCAAUUUUUUUUUUUUGCAAAACAAUUUUUUUUUUAUUUUUAUCUUUCAAGGAAAAAUUAUAAACAAAAUAUUUUUUGUUGAAGUUAUUAUUAUACAUGAAGCACUUUACAUAUGCACUGAAUUUGUGAACAUUAUAAAAGUGUAUAUGUAUAUGUAUUUCAUAUAUAUAUACCUGUUUCAUUGAAG
Molecule: messenger RNA, 5663 nt
Organism: Aphidius gifuensis
Lineage: Eukaryota; Metazoa; Arthropoda; Insecta; Hymenoptera; Braconidae
Exons: 5
Coding region: 1181-2023 (280 amino acids)
Molecular function (GO): growth factor activity
Source: RefSeq, a predicted model, not a curated record